CAUUUAUGAACUUUACAAGAAAAGUCAUGUCUCAAGUCUACUUUGAUAUCUCUAUCGCCAACACCCCCGCCGGGCGCAUCACCUUCAGGCUCUACGACGACAUCGUCCCAAAAACCACCGAAAACUUUAAACAGCUCUGCACUGGCGUCAACGGUUUCGGCUACGCCGGCUCUGGCUUCCACCGAGUCAUCCCCCAGUUUAUGCUCCAGGGCGGUGACUUUACCCGUGGUAACGGUACUGGGGGCAAGUCGAUCUAUGGCGAAAAGUUCGCGGAUGAGAACUUUGUCAAGAGACAUGACAAGCCUUUCCUCUUGUCCAUGGCAAACGCCGGCCCCAAUACCAACGGCUCUCAAUUCUUCAUCACCACUGUCAAGACUCCUUGGCUCGAUGGCAAGCACGUCGUCUUUGGCGAAGUCACCUCUGGCCAGGACCUCGUCCAGCAGAUUGAGAAGCUCGGUAGCAACUCCGGCAGCGUCUCCAAGCCUGUUGUCAUCUCUGCCGCUGGUACUCUCUAGGGCAAUAAUCGAUCAAUGGUAUGAAGGAGUCGGAAGAAGUAGAUAACAGAAAUGAAUGAAAGUCGUC
Messenger RNA from Cryptococcus amylolentus CBS 6039, 582 nucleotides. RefSeq names its product peptidyl-prolyl cis-trans isomerase. Lineage: Eukaryota; Fungi; Basidiomycota; Tremellomycetes; Tremellales; Cryptococcaceae. Gene Ontology annotation, biological process: protein folding; protein peptidyl-prolyl isomerization. Bases 6 to 515 code for a protein of 169 amino acids. Gene Ontology annotation, molecular function: peptidyl-prolyl cis-trans isomerase activity. The transcript has 5 exons. The record is from RefSeq and is a predicted model, not a curated record.